Messenger RNA from Paramecium sonneborni, 375 nucleotides. The record is from the annotation of a GenBank genome assembly. NCBI's taxonomy places the organism in Eukaryota, Ciliophora, Oligohymenophorea, Peniculida, Parameciidae.
AUGUUUAAAUAAAAUCCAAUUCUAAAUUUAUUUUCUAAUGAUUGCGAUAUGAGUUAGUUUUUUUUAAAAAAUAGAUAAUUGAAUAAUAUUAGAAGAUUAGAUAUGUUGAUUAGAGACGAGAAGAGAUAAGAUAAUAAAUUAAAAAGAAUGAUAAUAGAUUGUGGGAAUAAAUGUGGUAUUAGAAAUUCAAGAGUAUCUAAAAAUGAGAUAUCAUUUAUGUAAAUAAAACAUUGUUCUAUUUUCUGUAAAAAAAGAGCAUGUAGUGAAUAAAAAGAAAUGAAUUAACGAACAAAGAACAAUAGUGUAUAACCUUAGAGAAUGGAAAUAUAAUAUGAUUUUGGAGGUUGGACAAAUGAGAGUUGGAAAAGUGUUUGA